GUCUUUUCCACUUUCAUACUAUCAUCUACUGUCUUAACAUAUCUUAUCUUAUCUUAUCCUACUUAUUAACUCUUAUUAAAUCCAUAUCACCAUAAAUUACCAAUUUCAAUUUUUUUUGCCCCUUUUUUUGAAUCAUAAUCAUAUAUUCUAUUAAAUUAUAACAAAUUUGUCUAUCAUUAUCCUUAGUUUAUAUAUUCAAUCUUUAAACAAAUUAUAAAUAGUUAAAUUUCUAUUGAAACAAUUAAAAAAAAACAAAUUAAACAAUAAAGAUAAUCCUUAAUGUCUGAUUUUCUUUUCGAUUCAAUUCCUGAAUUUCCUACAAAUUCAACCUCUAUUGUGGGUGAAUCCAUAUUCGAUUCAUUUGCUCCAAACUCAUUGGAAGAUUUGAAUUUCAAUAACCCUCCUUCAAAUCAUCUAGCUAAAAAAUUAUCAAAUAACCAAAAGUUAUUUAGAUUAUCUGAGUUUGAUAUUUCAAAAGAUUUUUUUAACUUUAAUAACAAUAAUAACAAUAAUAACAAUAAUAACAAUAACAAUAGUAUUAACUUUAGUAAUGAAAAUAGUAAUAGACGUAAUAAUGCCAUCAGCCAUGAUGAUGUUGUUGCUCCUAAACAAACCAUAUCUCGUGAGGAAUUAUUGCUCAUCACUGAUCAGGUGUUUUCUAAUGACAAUGUUUCAAUAUUUGAUGAAAAACUAGAUUCAUCUACCUGGACUUCAUUAUUUGAUAACAAUGAUGAUUUCAAUGAAUUUGAUGAUAUGAAUGGUUUUUUCACUCAAUCAAAGCACUUAGUUGAUGCCUUUGAAAACAUUAAUUCAUCCGCAAAUUCUCUUUCUCUCUCUGAUCUCUUUAAUUCAAAUGAGUUUUCAUCAAACAACACCAGUAUCAACAAUAAUAACUCUAACCUUAACUCUAAUAAUAUUAUUUCUCAUUCCAAAAAAAGAUCUCUUAAUGACUUAAAUGAUCAAAUGUUAAACUUGAAUGUUUUAACUCCUCCUGUCAUAUCUACAUCUCCAUCUAGUGCUCUAUUACCUAACCAAUUGGAAUCUGAUUUAAAUAUCAAAAAAAGAAAAAAAAUUAGUACUCCUCAGACUCCUAAAGUUGAUCACUUGGGCUGUAUCUCUUAUAAUAGAAAGCAUCGUUCAGCUCCUUUAAACCCAAUUGUUCCUGACUCAAAUGAUCCGGUUUCGUUAAAAAGAGCAAGAAACACUGAGGCCGCAAGAAGAUCAAGAGCUAGAAAAAUGGAAAGAAUGAAUCAAUUGGAAGAAAAAGUAGAAGGUUUAGUUGGUAUCAAUUCAGAAAUUAUUAAAGAAAAUUCAAACUUGAAACAAGAAAAUGCUAGCUUGAAGCAAGAAAUCCAAAGAUUAAACUCAAUCUUAGCUAACUACCUUCAAAAAUCUAAUGACUAAAAUGCAUAAACUAGCUUUCUGUAUUGUUUAUUCGUGUUUAUUCAUUAUUACUAAUUUCUAUUUUAUUUAUUUAUAAAGUUGUCUUUCUCUUUUGUUUUAAAUUUUUCUGUUUAUUUGUUUUUGUUUCAUAGUGAUUUUUUAUAACGCAACUGAUAGUUUAUUUGAGAUUUUUAUAUAUCAAUAUAUCAUAUGUUUUAAAAGACAUUAAAUGUAGAUUUUAUUUUUUGGG
Molecule: messenger RNA, 1633 nt
Organism: Ascoidea rubescens DSM 1968
Lineage: Eukaryota; Fungi; Ascomycota; Saccharomycetes; Ascoideales; Ascoideaceae
Product: amino acid starvation-responsive transcription factor GCN4
Exons: 2
Coding region: 280-1404 (374 amino acids)
Biological process (GO): positive regulation of cellular response to amino acid starvation
Cellular component (GO): transcription regulator complex
Molecular function (GO): DNA-binding transcription factor activity, RNA polymerase II-specific; RNA polymerase II cis-regulatory region sequence-specific DNA binding
Source: RefSeq, a predicted model, not a curated record